AUGUCAGCACCCUAUUACUAUUAUCCAUCAUCCACGAACAUUUGUGGAAAUCGUGAUCGUGGAAGAAAACCUCGUUAUGACACACGUAAUAAGGAUAUUGGCCAGUCAUCAACUUAUAUAACACCAAACACACAAAAUCAAUAUCGUCGACCGUUAUCGCCUGUUUCAGUUGGAGAUGUAUGUAAUCGUGUUAGUAAAGUUUCAUUCGAAACUCAUCAGAAUACACACAAUUUUCGGACGCGUAAUCGUUCUGCUGAACCUCGUCAUUCGGAUAAACCUCAUGAACAUCGUCCACCAUCUGCUAAUGCUGUUCGUUCUGUAGUACCAGAGCGUUCUCAACAGGAUCAAAUCCCAAUUUGUUUUCGCCCUGAUUCUGGUGGCACUAAAGGGCAAAGCAUCACACUUUAUACGAAUCAUUUUAAAUGUAAUCUACCUGAGAAUCUCGCUAUUAAUCAAUAUACUGUCCAUGUCAAUGUAUUUAAACGUGGAAAAUGGUGCAAUGCAAAUAAACGUCAACAUAACCGAUUUGAAAUUGUUCAAAGAAUUCUCGAGCGUGAAGCUGAUAAUCUCCCAUUUGUUUGGUAUGAUGACGGAAAUUUUCUCUAUUCCCGAGAAUUAUUACUUGACAAAGCUAAAACCUAUGAAAUCACCAUUAAGAACCAACUUUAUCAAUUAGAUAUUAAAGAGAUGUCCGAUCGUGUCACUGUAGAACACAUGUGGCAAUAUGUUCGAAGUAAAACACCUUGUAAACGCCCACAAGAUUUAAUUCGUAUGCUUGAAACACUACUGAAACAAACGAUUCGUUCACGGAUGGUUUGCAUUCGAAAUCAAUUUUUCGAAAAAAAUCAAACUUUAUACAGCGAUGGACCAUUCCAAAAUACUGGCUUUGCAUUAGCACAAGGUUUCUAUCAAGCGAUGUUUGUUACACAAGCAGGACCAACAUUAACAUUAGACACAAAAUGUUCAUGUUUUUAUCAAAAUGUUGAUAUGUUACAUUUUCUUUCGAUUUAUCUUGGAAGAGAUAUCACUAGGAACGGAGGAGUGAUGUCUAGCGAAGAGAAACACGCUCUACUACGAAUGAAAUGUUUAGAAACAAUUACAAUCGAAACUCGACAUACUGCGAAUAAAAUGGUUUACAAUAUUCGAGGUUUUGGUGAUAAUGCGGAUUGUCAUCCAGUGACAUUAGAUGGACCCGAUGGCGAUUCACGAAAGAUGUCUGUUACGCAAUUUCUCGAUGAAAAAUAUCAGAUUAAACUGAAACAUCCACGUUUACCAACACUUGAAUGUGUAAAUAAAGGUGCACAAAAUUCUUCUUAUAUACCGAUUGAACUAUGCUUCGUGGAAGAGUGGCAAAUUGUUGAUCGAUCAUUGAUGUCAACGGAACAAAACGCCGAAAAAUCGAAACGUUCGAUUCUAUUACCUGAAGUUCGAUUCAAUAAAACCAUGGCAAUUGCUGCGGAGAGAAAUUUUAACAAUGAUCCGUAUUUGAAACAUCUAUCGAUGACUAUUGAUACGAGUGAAAUGCUCCAAGUCAAAGGACGCGUACUUGAGCCACCGAAUAUCGUUUAUCGAAACAAUCGAAUUGUUUCGGUAACCAUCGGUAAAUGGCUAAUGAAGGGAAAUUUGUUACAGCAAACAACACGUGUCCAUAAAUGGGAGAUGAUUUUAGUCAAAGAUGGAAAGCGAGAACCAGGACAUAUGGAUAUGCAAAAAUUGGAUGAAUUUUGUAAUAUGUUACCAGAGACAACACGUCGUUAUGGAAUUCAAAUGAACCCUCAUUUUGACACGAAAAUCAUCUCUCCUCAUCAAAUUCGGCAAUGUAUCUAUGAUCUACAUGCCAACGGUGGAGAAUUCGGUUUAUUUGUUUUGAUUGGUGAUUGUCCAGACUCGUAUCAAACGAUAAAACGAUGCGCCUUACAAGAAUUCGGCAUUAUCACUCUUUGCUGUGAUUUGGGUUCCAUUCGAAAACAAAACAAUCCUGGCAAACUCAAUGCCUAUAUUGAAAAUAUUGCUCAAAAAAUGAACGCGCGUUUAGGUGGAAUUAAUUCCACGGUUUCAUUCAAGAAGAUAUUUGUUGACCAACCGAAAACUAAUGGUGAUGUUUUCAUGUUUAUUGGUGCGGAUGUUUCUCAUGUCGUUGUCUCUGAACGUAAACCAUCGAUUGCUGCUGUUGUUGCAAGUGUAUCUCCAACAUCAACGCAAUACAUAUGCCGAUCCAGUGAACAACGUCCAUUGAAAGAUAAAAAAUACUCGUUAGAAGUUAUUAAGGAUUUUCAACCAAUGACACGUGAUCUUUUACAUGUAUUUGUUCAAACAAAUAAACAAUAUCCAACAAAGAUUGUUGUUUAUCGUGAUGGAGUAGAUGAAGGACAUUUUCAAAAACUUCUAGACAAUGAAGUGCAAGCUUUGAAAAAUGCUUGUAUAGAAGUCUAUGGCAAUCGUCCGCUACCGAAGAUAACAUUUGUUGUCAUUAAAAAAUCGCAUAAUUCUCGAUUUUUCGCUCCAAAUGGUCAACGAAUAACAAAUAUGGCUGCCGGAACAGUUAUUGAUACAACUAUCGUACAUCCACGUCAAUUUGAUUUUUAUCUGAAUUCGCAUGCUGGUGCACUGGGUACAAAUGUUUGCUCUUAUUACCAUGUUUUAUACAAUGAAAUUGAAUUUACUAGCGAUGAAUUACAACAACUGACAUUUUGGCUCUGUCAUACUGACGUACGAUGUACGAAAGCAGUUAAAUGUCCAGCAGCUGCUCGCUAUGCCCAUACAGUUGCGUACCAUUCACGAUACUUCGAAAAAGAACCAUAUCAAUCAUCAUCAUCAUCAUCGCAACACCAAACAAAUCGUGAUACUUCCGGACAAGAUGAAGAUGAUCUUACACUCGAAGAUAUUAAAAGUAAUCUGAUUAUGGUCAAUAAAAACGUUAAGAACAUGAUGUGGUUUACAUAG
Messenger RNA from Adineta ricciae, 2943 nucleotides. The record is from the annotation of a GenBank genome assembly. NCBI's taxonomy places the organism in Eukaryota, Metazoa, Rotifera, Eurotatoria, Adinetida, Adinetidae.